This is a messenger RNA of Torulaspora delbrueckii, 2991 nucleotides long. It is a transcript of the gene MCM6, whose product is annotated as MCM DNA helicase complex subunit MCM6. The coding region runs from base 1 to 2991 and encodes 996 amino acids. Gene Ontology annotation, molecular function: single-stranded 3'-5' DNA helicase activity; ATP binding; single-stranded DNA binding. Gene Ontology annotation, biological process: DNA replication initiation; double-strand break repair via break-induced replication; mitotic DNA replication. Gene Ontology annotation, cellular component: nucleus; MCM complex. The record is from RefSeq and is a predicted model, not a curated record. The transcript has a single exon. NCBI's taxonomy places the organism in Eukaryota, Fungi, Ascomycota, Saccharomycetes, Saccharomycetales, Saccharomycetaceae.
AUGCCGUCGCCGUUGCCCAAUAACACCCCUAGUAGUAACAGAGCAUCGAAUUCCUCCCCUCCACCAUCAUCAUUUGGUGGAGGAUUUGGUAGCGCCGGUGGAUUCGACCACGAAGCUCAUAUGGGGUCCAGAACGCAGUUCCCAAGCUCAUCCCAACAUCAGGAAAGUAUGAGAGCUGCACCUGUGGACUCUUCGCAGCUCAGUUCUCAAAAUACUUUCAGCGAUGCCCGAUCCGGAGACAUUGGGCCUGAUUUACCCAUGCAAACGAUGAGGAGAAGAGCCCUCAAUCAUGUCAAGAAGGUAGAGGAUGUCACAGGUGAAAAGGUCCGUGAAGCUUUCGAGCAUUUUUUGGAAGAGUUUUCUCUUCCCUCUGUUGAAACAGGUAGAAGCGAUAAAGUGUAUCGAGCUCAAAUUGAGUUUAUGAAAAUCUACGACCUGAGCACAAUUUACAUCGACUAUAGGCACUUGUCUAUGAGAGAGAAUGGCGCUUUAGCUUUAGCUAUAUCAGAGCAGUACUACAGAUUUCUUCCGUUUUUGUUGAAGGGACUAAGGGCAAUCAUAAGAAAAUAUGCACCAGAUUUACUUGUUACUGGCGAUUCGCCAAAUAGAAAUGUGGAGGGAAAUGAGGACAAUGGGACUAGUCAAUCUCUGGAAAAUGCCUCUACUAUGAUGACUCAGGGAAAUACUGAGACUGGUAACGCUAUUGGGUCCGGAAGUACCAACUCGCCAGAACACACGGAGCGUGUAUUUCAGAUCAGUUUCUAUAACCUGCCAACAGUACACAGAAUCCGUGAUAUAAGGUCAGAAAAGAUCGGUUCUUUGCUAAGUAUUUCUGGUACUGUGACAAGAACGUCUGAAGUUCGUCCAGAACUUUUCAAGGCAAGUUUUACUUGCGAUAUGUGCCGUGCAAUAGUCGAUAACGUUGAACAGGCUUUCAAAUAUACAGAGCCAACUUUCUGCCCCAACCCAUCUUGUGAAAACAGAGCAUUCUGGACUCUCAACGUUUCUCGUUCUAAGUUUCUCGAUUGGCAAAAGGCUAGAAUACAAGAAAAUGCCAACGAGAUCCCCACAGGUUCCAUGCCACGGACCCUGGACGUGAUAUUGCGAGGUGAUUGUGUUGAAAGGGCUAAACCUGGUGACCGUUGUAAAUUUUCAGGUACGGAGAUCGUUGUCCCCAACGUCACACAGCUGGGCUUACCUGGUAUCAAACCAAGCUCAGCCAUGGAUACAAAGGGAAUCACAAGGAGCUCUGAAGGCUUAAACAAUGGUGUCAGCGGUCUUCGUGCGCUCGGAGUUCGAGACUUGACAUAUUCGAUUAGUUUUCUGGCGUGCCACGUCGUCAGUAUAGGAUCCAAUGUGGGAAAUGCUCAACCUGACGAUACAAACCUCGAAAGCAGUUUGCAGAUUACCAAUAAUCUCCACACCACUAAUGUUUACAACGAUGACGGGAAGGAUCAAGAAGUUUUCCUGAACAGCUUAAACUCCAACGAAAUUAAUGAGUUGAAAGAGAUGGUUAAAGAUGAACAUAUCUAUGAUAAGCUAGUGAGAUCCAUUGCUCCAGCAGUUUUUGGACAUGAAGCCGUGAAAAAAGGUGUCCUUCUACAAAUGCUGGGUGGUGUUCAUAAGAGCACCGUGGAAGGUAUCAAACUGAGAGGUGAUAUCAACAUUUGUAUUGUGGGUGAUCCCUCGACGUCCAAGUCCCAGUUCUUGAAAUAUGUCACGAGCUUCGCGACUAGAUCUGUUUACACUUCCGGUAAGGCAUCUUCGGCCGCAGGUUUAACUGCUGCUGUUGUGAGAGAUGAGGAGGGUGGUGACUACACCAUCGAGGCCGGUGCUCUAAUGCUUGCUGAUAAUGGUAUAUGUUGUAUCGAUGAAUUUGACAAGAUGGACAUUUCGGACCAAGUCGCCAUUCAUGAAGCAAUGGAGCAACAGACUAUUUCGAUCGCCAAAGCUGGUAUCCACGCGACACUGAAUGCAAGGACGUCUAUCUUAGCAGCUGCCAACCCUGUCGGUGGUAGAUACAAUAGGAAAUUAUCCUUACGUGGUAACCUGAACAUGAGUGCGCCGAUUAUGUCAAGAUUCGAUUCUUUUUUUGUCAUUCUGGAUGAUUGCAAUGAAAGAAUUGACACCGAGCUGGCAUCUCAUAUCGUUAAUCUGCAUAUGAAGCGCGACGAGGCCAUUAAUCCGCCGUUCACAGCUGACCAGUUGAGACGUUACAUUAGGUACGCGAGAACUUUUAAGCCUAUUUUGACGGAAGGCGCUCGCAAGUUCCUGAUCGCUAAAUACAAAGAGCUAAGAGAAGAUGAUGCUCAAGGCUAUAGCAGAUCCAGUUACAGAAUCACUGUGAGACAACUAGAGAGUAUGAUCAGAUUGUCGGAAGCAAUUGCAAGGGCCAACUGUGUGGAUGAGAUAACACCAUCGUUUGUCGCCGAGGCCUACGAUUUACUGCGCCAGAGUAUAAUUCGUGUUGAUGUUGAUGACAUCGAGGUCGAUGAGAACGAGGAUGAUCAAGAGAUGGAAGAGCAAGAAACACAAAAUACAGAGGCUACUUCUUCUACUGAAACCGACGCAUCAAGAUCAUCAACGUUCACUGGUCAAGGUGCUCCGGCGAAGCCAAAGACAAAGCUUACUGUAUCGUACGAAAAAUACGUCUCAAUGAUGAAUCUCAUCGUACAUAAGAUUGCUGAAGUGGAACGCGAAGGCGGCACAGAACUAACAGCAACCGGGAUCGUCGACUGGUAUCUCCUACAGAAGGAAAAUGACCUGAGCUCUGAGAACGAGUACUGGCAGGAGAGAAAGCUGGCUUUCAAGGUGCUUAAGAGAUUAGUAAGGGACAGAAUACUCAUGGAGAUUCACGGGACAAGACAUGAUUUGAACGAGUCAGUAACUUCCGCGGAGGAAGCCCAAGCUGAUCGGGACAAGAUCGUUUAUGUUAUCCACCCCAAUUGCGAAAUUUUAGACACACUCGAUCAGCAAUCGCAACAACAGUAA